Molecule: messenger RNA, 1479 nt
Organism: Adineta ricciae
Lineage: Eukaryota; Metazoa; Rotifera; Eurotatoria; Adinetida; Adinetidae
Source: the annotation of a GenBank genome assembly
AUGGACAGUUCACGUUCAUCAUUACCAAAUGUUGAUCGAGCGAAUUCAACAUUAUUUAAACGUUAUCUCGAUGAACAGCAUAAAUCAGUAGACAAAUCGAGUCCGUAUCAAACAAUUUCACGUCCCAUAAAUUCGACUAUACAAAUCACUCACACACAUCGACAGCAGCAAGAGACAUACACAACAAAACUAACUGAUGCGAAUACCAAUCUUCAGCAGAUUGUAAUCAAACGCAAGUAUUCGAAUAGCCGAAAACCUUCUGCGGAUUCGUCGAGGCAGCGGACAUCACACACGAGUCGGUUUAUGAAGCGAUUUCAACGACAACAUAAAACGGGAGAAACUACCACAAAUGUACAAAAACAUGGGCGACUUCUCUUCGAAUUUCCUGAAUCACUCACGUCGAAUCGAAUCGAUCAUAGUCAAAUUUGUACAUGUCGUGCUGUGUCAGAUAAGAGACCAGGUCAUCAUCACGAUCAUAAUUGUCCUUUAAAACGAACUCAAUUGCCACGACUUUCGUUAAACGAACUUUUUCAUACACCAUCUGACCAACGACAAGUUCCAUCACCAACGAAACUUAUGUUACCAUCCGCAACUACCGAUUCUUUGCGGCAAAUAUCGAUUUCCAAUCGAGUGAAUCCAUCCGAACCCAAUUCUUCUGCUGAACCUUUAAUGAUCACUAAUAAUGCUGAAAGCGAAAGUUUUCACUUUGCUAAUCCAUCGAUUUCGAUAUCCGAUGAACAGUGGCCGUUGAUUAGCGAUCUUUUGCAAGAACUAUCGACUGAAAUGACUGAUAAACCAAAUGUUGAUAUCCUUUUAGAAAUCGAGGAGUCCCUUGCUCAACGUAUUUAUGAUUGUAUUGUUGAACAAGAAGAUAAUGACAAUGAAAAUGACACUCAAUCGUAUUCAACAUUAACUAACGAUUCAUCUGCGCUCUCAGCACCAGCACCAGUCAAUAAUCCAAAUAAUUUACCUUCAUCACCUAUAAAUACGAUAACUACACGUGAACCAAUAGAUAAUAAGGAUAAAUAUUUUCAACCGAUUCGUGAACAACCAUCUUCAUCAUUCCAGAGAUUACUCGAUCAAAAUCGACAUUCCACACCAUUCAAUCCCAUAACAAAUCAAAUUUCGACUGAUACUCGAUCUCCCUUCGCUCAAUCUCUAUUCGAGCCAGUGAAUCUCUUGCGAACAGUUGCAUCUAGUGACGCUGAAGAUUUUAAUUUUUUUCGUCCAUCAUUUACAUUUGAAAACCCAUCGACUUCUCAAACAAAUCUCGUUUCCACUCAACAAUCAGCUCAUUCUCAUUCGGUAUCAUUUCCCAAUCAUCUUCUUCCGCCACGACCAACUCCUCUUGAUACUACGACUCUCUCAGCAUUCAAACCCAUUGAACCAGCGAAUAUUCGGCCAACGACUUCAUUCGCGUUGAAGAGACCACAGAUGAUCAGUAGUACAACAGUGAUGGAUUGGUUCGGGCAAAGUUAA